AUGGUGGCGACGGGAGGCGGAGCAGAUCUGCCAUCAAAGGAACGCAAGGAGGUGAAUGGAUCGAAGCAGAAGGAACUCGUCCUAUGCGCAUUACCAUGGCCCCAGGAAGGUGCCCAGAGAGCCAUCAAGGCGUUGAAAGACACAUUCGAUGAUGUUGACGUGGAAUACUUCCAACGUACGGACAACACCGAAAUACCUGCAGACCUCCUCACCCGUGCAUCAUACCUCGCCACGCUUUUCUGGCUUCCAUCUCAGCCUUCCGACCUUCCCAACACCCAAUUCAUUCAAUUCUUCUCUGCCGGAACUAAUCACGUAGCCCAACACCCAAUCUAUACCGAGUCCAAGAUCCCACUAUGUUCGGCCAAUGGCGUACACGGGCCGCAGAUUGCGGAAUGGGUGAUUAUGAUGGAUCUCGUACACAGUCACAACUAUACGAAGUUGUACGGGUUGCAGCAGAAAAGAGAAUGGAAACCAAGUGCGGGCAUGAACGUGAGUGAUCGCGUAGGGAAAAGAGUGGGAAUUUUGGGUUAUGGAAGUAUUGGACGACAAGGCAAGUACCGACUCUUUUUGCAAAACUCUUCCAUUGGUCUUGAUGUUACGAAUGUCUCGCAAUGCCAAAAUGGCCGCAUCCCAGGUCUACCGGUGGAGGUAGCCUGUAAAUACUCGGCUUUGUAUACGAUCCGCCACCAACCUUUAUCAAUGCAUCCCCGGAGUUACACUGCAUACGACCCGCGAGGCGAGCUCAAUGCAGUGGCCCGCGUUGCCAAAGCGAUGGCCAUGGACAUCAUCGCCUACACAGCCUCGCCGCGCAAGACACCAGAGUCCAAACACGACAAUGGGUACAUCGUACCCGGCACUGGUGAUCCCAAGGGUGAGCUGCCAAGUGAAUGGUAUAGUGGCACAACCCGAGAAGACGUGCAUGAGUUCCUGAAGCAGGAAAUCGACCUGUUGGUUAUUGCUGUGCCAUUGACCGAAAAAACCAGACACGUUCUCUCCACGCCUGAAUUCGAACUCCUCCACAAGUCCAACCCCCGAGGAACUUAUGUUGCCAACAUUGCGCGCGGCCCGAUCAUCGACCAAAAAGCCCUCGUUGAUGCGUUGGAAAAGGGACUUAUCAAAGGCGCGGCGCUCGAUGUAACGGAUCCUGAGCCGCUGCCUGCAGAUGAUCCGCUAUGGACUGCGCCGAAUGUUCUGAUUACACCGCAUAUCAGCGGAUCAUCGGAUGUGUAUGCAGAUAGGGGGUUUCAGUUGCUCAUUGAGCAAAUCAAGAGGAAGAGGAGUGGGAAGAAGCUGAUAAACGAGGUCAAUCGUGAGAGGGGAUAUUGA
This is a messenger RNA of Plenodomus lingam JN3, 1326 nucleotides long. NCBI's taxonomy places the organism in Eukaryota, Fungi, Ascomycota, Dothideomycetes, Pleosporales, Leptosphaeriaceae. The record is from RefSeq and is a predicted model, not a curated record.